Molecule: messenger RNA, 548 nt
Organism: Rana temporaria (common frog)
Lineage: Eukaryota; Metazoa; Chordata; Amphibia; Anura; Ranidae
Product: male-specific sperm protein Mst84Db-like
Exons: 3
Coding region: 109-405 (98 amino acids)
Source: RefSeq, a predicted model, not a curated record
CACCUCCACUUACAGUAUAUAUAUAAAAAGGUGCCAUCAUACAUUAUUCAAACAACUGAAAAAUCUCCUCUGAAUUUUCUAAGAAGGAAACUAAACUUAAAAGCAGAUAUGUCUGGAAUCAAAGGAAAAUGUGUUGCCCAGAAGAUCCAGUGCCAAGAUCCAUGCAACCCUUGCCAAAAUGUAGUAGUCUGCAAAGAUCCAUGCAACCCUUGCCAAAAUGUAGUAGUUUGCAAGGAUCCAUGCCAAGACACAUGUAAGCCUCACCAUCAUCACCAUCAUCACCAUGGAAAUGUCCAUGUUCCCCAACAAGAUCCAUGCAAUCCAUGCAACCCUUGUGUUGUUCCCUGUUGUCCUGAUCCUUGUGAUCCUUGCCAUGGCCAAAAACAUAUCUGCUGUGAAAAAUGAAGACGUCAUGUUUGUGUCUAUAAUCUGAUCUACCCAUUUACCUCUCUGCAAAAUUAACCACACUCCUCUCAUUGUACAAUGUUAAAUCCUGAAUCUUUUGUCUCUGGUUAAAUUACCCUGCUCAAUAAAAUCUCUGCAACUGA